This is a messenger RNA of Gasterosteus aculeatus aculeatus (three-spined stickleback), 4686 nucleotides long. The record is from RefSeq and is a predicted model, not a curated record. Lineage: Eukaryota; Metazoa; Chordata; Actinopteri; Perciformes; Gasterosteidae.
CGGGUGGAUGCCACCUGUGUGCUCUUAUGAGAAGCAGCUAACAGAAAUGAAAAUAAACAUGUUUGUGUACAUCUCAGCAGAGCUUUCGUGACGGCUCGGCGGCCUCACCUGUGCUCCACACAGUUCCCUGACCGCGCAGGUGAGUUGUGUGCGUUAUUUCUACACCGCUGCCUCUGAGUGACCUCGACGACAAAGCCACUGAAAACGGUUAUGCUAGCAGGAUUCAUCACUAUCAAAAGAGACUAUUUUGUUGUGUUCUGAUUACUCUGCAGCCACUCUGAUUUCUGUCUCUGUUGUCAAUCCUCUCAGGUUUGAUUCAGACGGUCCGAUCUGAGCCGCCGUCAGAGAUUCAGCCAGAAGAGUUGGUUCAUUUCUGAGCGGUUGCUCUCGCGGGGGGAAAAACACAAGCGUAGAGUUGUCGUCAUUUCACCUGAGUAACAUGUUCCUUUUGCGAUCAAAAGGCUAAUGGGUACAGUUUGUAGAGCUUUAAACUGUGGCGUGGUGUCCCAUUCAAUGUGACUCGCUGAUCCCUGCUCUUGUUUCCACGCAGCAGAGUAAUGAGUAACAAGUUUUUUUCAUAGAAAGGGUCGCUCGGUUCUCUCCUUCGUGUAGCGAAACCCUCGCCCGCAAAGGUCUCCGCCGCAUCAUGGCCAAGGAGAGCCUGGAAUCUGGUACGUCUCUUUUCUAAACUCCAUUCUCCUCCUCCUCCAGUUGCUCGCGGCCUCUUUCUCUCCCCGUGUUCACUGCCACUGCUUUCAUUUGAAAUGAAACGUACUUCACAACAUACAGAUCCGUUUACACAAACGGCCCGGUGUCAUGUACAGGGGGCGGCAGACGGUAAGGGAUCUUUCAUGUAAAUUGAAAUUAUUCUCCCAUUGGGGCAUCGCGUUUCUUCGGCAGAUGCUGUCGCAGUGGUCCCUGCCUUCUCCGGGCAACGCAAGACUCCCCUUGAGAUCGGCACGAGCCCGCCGCGCAUUAACACACACUCACUGAAGCGCGCGUACAUGAUAAAUGAUACAUGGAAAUUAUUGUUUGUAAAAUGGUCGCCGGGUCUAAUAGUCGACCUAUCGUGUGUCCGACAGGCCUCACAUGGGAGGUGAGGGCAAACAGCCCUCGUUACCACAAACCCAGGCAGAAGAAGUCCUUCCUGUGCUUUCGCUGGGGGAGAUACGCGGACAACGUGAUCCGCAGCCACAAGUUCUCCCCCCUGACCUUCCUGCCCCUGACGCUGUAUGAGCAGUUCCAGCGAGUGGCCAACCUCUACUUCCUCCUCAUGGUGGUGUUGCAGUCUGUCCCUGUCAUCUCAGCCAUUCCCUGGUACAUCACCAUCAUCCCGCUGGCCAUCAUCCUCUCUGUGAGGGGAAUGAAAGACCUCGCCAUCGACACGGCAAGGAGACGCAGUGACGCCGCCAUUAACUCCCGACCCUGUGACGUACUGGUGUCCCAGAGUUUCAACAAAGGAAAGUGGAAGGAUCUGCAUGUAGGAGACGUGCUGCGGAUCCACAAGGACCAAGUCAUCCCUGCUGACCUUCUCCUCCUGUGUAGUUCAGAACCUCACAGUCUGUGUUACGUGGAGACAGCAGAUAUCGACGGAGAAACUAACCUCAAAUACCGGCAGGCACUUAGUGCUACGCACAGCGAGCUGACCUCUCGGCCCUCACAGGAGACGCUUGCUGCCUUUGAUGGUGUCGUGCUCUGUGAGGAGCCCAACAAUCGCCUCUACGUCUUCAGGGGCCAGCUGCACUGGCGAGGAAAGUGUCUCCUGCUGGAAAAUGAGCACAUCCUCCUGAGGGGAACAGUGCUACGCAACACCGAGUUUGCCUACGGCUUGGCCAUAUACACCGGCGCGGACACCAAGAUCAUGAGGAACUGCGGCAAGCUGAGAGUGAAGACGACGCAGACGGAGAGAGUUUUCAACCGAGUGGUGAUGGGGAUUGUUCUGUCUGUGCUGCUCACAGCUGUGCUCCUUGCCAUCGGCGCUGGCGUGUUUUCGAGCUGGGUCAUGAGCCACACGGGGGCUCUAACCCCUCUGGUGGUCGACGGCAAUCCCGUCUACGCCGGGUUCCUCAUGUUCUGGAGCUACAUCAUCCUGCUCAGCCCGGCCAUGCCCAUUGCUCUCUACAUCUCGUUUGAGGUGAUCCACUCGGUCCACAGCCUGUUUAUCAACUGGGACCUGGAGAUGUACUGGCAGCCGGCGGACAGACCGGCCCAAGCCAGGAAUACCUCACUGAAUGAGGAGCUCGGCCAAGUGGGAUACCUGCUGAGUGACAAAACUGGGACACUGACACAGAACCGUCUGCUCUUCAGACAAUGCUGCAUAGCUGGGGAGAUCUACGGUGAUGCAUCGGUCAGGGCCGAAGAAGUCGAGCCCAUGGACUUGAGCUGGAACCCGUUCUCCCGCGGUGGGCUCUUCAUGACGGCUCCCGGCCUGUUGGACAAGCUCAGAGGACGCCGGUGUCCCUUCAGCACGGAGUUCCUCAGAGCGCUGUCUCUAUGUCACACCGUCAUGGCCGAGUGGAAAGAAGAGACUCCGGUCUACCAGGCCGCGUCCCCAGACGAGGAAGCGCUCGUUGGGGCAGCCAGGGAGCUGGGCUGGGUCUUCCUCUCCAGAACAAGAGACUGCGUCGCUGUCUCCGAGCUGGGUGUCACUCGCCAGUAUCAGCUGUUGGCACUGCUGGACUUCACCAGCAAGAGGAGACGCAUGUCCGUACUGGUGCGGGAGCCGGAGGGCGGGUUAAAGCUGUACAGCAAAGGGGCAGACAUCGUGAUCCUGGAGAGACUGCAGAAGGACUUGCCGUACCAGGAAGCCAUUGAAAGAGCCCUGGAGUCGUUUGCCCAGGCCUGUCUGAGGACUUUGUGUGUUGCGGUUCGAUCCGUUUCCGAGGCGUCGUGGGAGCAGUGGAGUAAAACUCUGGACCAGUCUGCUGCCAUGGCGACCGUUGACCGCGAGGCACUCCUGGAAAAGCUGUACGAUCAGAUGGAGAGAGAGCUGCAGCUCAUAGGGGUGACGGCGAUAGAGGAUCGGCUUCAGGAGGGCGUUCCUGAGACUAUUGCGCUCCUUAAACAGGCCGGCCUUAAAGUAUGGGUACUGACUGGGGACAAAAAAGAGACUGCUGUUAAUAUCGGGUAUUCGUGCAAGCUACUGGAUCCUGAGACCAGAUUAGUGGAAUGGCAAGAGCUGAGACAGAUCCUCCAGUCCCCGGACCCGGAGCUGAGUUUCUUAAAGGCCAGACAGACGGAGCUGUGGGCUGUAGACAAGCAGGCGGCCGGAGCAAAGACGGCCCUGGUGCUCACCGGACCCGAGCUGGCAGAGUUUGACCAGAGGCCAGAAUGGGGGGCCACAUUCAUGAGCCUGGCGGAGCGCUGUCAGUCGGUGCUCUGCUGCCGUGUCACACCCGGACAGAAGGCUGACGUCAUCACGUUGGUCAAAAAACACACCAGCGCUGUCACCAUGUCCGUGGGGGACGGUGCCAAUGACGUAAAUAUGAUCAAAACGGCUCACGUCGGGGUGGGAAUAGCAGGAGUGGAGGGAAGUCAAGCAGUGCAGAACGCCGACUUUGCGUUGUCCCAGUUCAGGUUUCUGCAGAGGCUGCUACUGGUCCACGGACGCUGGUCCUACCGGCGCAUCUCUCUCUUCCUGCUCUACUUCCUGUUUAAGACCUGCGGCUUUGCUCUCGUGCACGUAUGGUUCGGUUUCUUCAAUGGCUUCAGCGCUCAGUCGCUGUAUGAGACGUGGUUCAUCGCUCUCUACACUGUCUUCUACACGGCCUUCCCCGUUAUGUGCCUGGCCUUCUUUGAACAGGACGCGAGCGCAGAGAGCAGCCUGAAGUGGCCGGAGCUGUACAAGACUGGGCAGAGACAGGAGCUCUCCAGCCCCCUCGUGAUGUCCUCGUCCCUCCUGUAUGCGGUCUACACGUCGCUCGUCCUCUUCUUCAUCCCGUUUGGAGUUUACUACGACACGGACUACGACUACCAGACAAUGGCGCUCACUGUGGCCUUGGCAGCCACGCUCACCGCCACCAUCGAGAUUGUGCUGCUGACCAGAUACUGGACAAAGUUCAACGCUCUGGCUGUGUUGGUCUCUGUGGUGCUGUUCUUCCUCUGUACCAGGAUUACCCACGGCUCCUUCCUGUUCCGGAAAGCACCCCAAGACUAUUACUUCAUCGGUGUGUCUGAUAAGGCCUUCAUGGAUCCCCUCGUGUGGCUCGCAGCUCUGCUCACUACUUGGACGGCCGUCUUGCCCUCGUUCACCGCUCUGGCCCUCCGAGUCGUCCUCAGCAUGCACGACAAACACAGGGUCCACAGCGCGUCCCGGCAGCCGGUGGAGCUGAGGGCCCAGUGGAGGAGGGGGGCGCCUCUACGCCGCUCCUCUCACGCCCUCUCUCGGGGGGGCGGGACCGGCGUCCGCAGCACCGUGCCGACGGUGGAGGAGAUGGUGGCCCCGCCCCCCGGGUCACGAGUAAAUUCACGUGUACAACAAUAAUCAAAAUGAACAAAUGCAUUGUAAUAAAUGAAUAGAAAACAAUUUCGAUAUCUUCUAUUUUUGCUGAAAUUAAAUUGAAAAAAUGAUUCUUCAUGUGUUUAUACUUAAAAAACGGUUUUGGGGGAUAAUUCUGGGUAGAGCCUAAAUGUAUCUUUUGUAUUGCUACUUUUUACAAUAAAGUAUGUGAUGUAAUAAAAAAAAUA